Ascochyta rabiei is the source of this 3468-nucleotide messenger RNA. RefSeq names its product serine/threonine protein kinase. NCBI's taxonomy places the organism in Eukaryota, Fungi, Ascomycota, Dothideomycetes, Pleosporales, Didymellaceae. Gene Ontology annotation, biological process: negative regulation of glycogen biosynthetic process; protein phosphorylation; intracellular signal transduction. The record is from RefSeq and is a predicted model, not a curated record. Gene Ontology annotation, cellular component: nucleus; cytoplasm; cytosol. The transcript is spliced from 3 exons. The coding region runs from base 1 to 3468 and encodes 1155 amino acids. Gene Ontology annotation, molecular function: protein serine/threonine kinase activity; ATP binding.
AUGAGCAGGCCACAGGAUGGCUCUCUACCAGAAGAACGCCACUUCGAUGCCCGCUCCGCCCACCGCGCCACGGCCGACCAUGCCUCGCUCGUCAAGAACAAGAGCAUGUCCAACCUGCUCUCCCACACCGCCUCCGCCCCGCCCGCAAUCGACACGGCCAAGCGCAUGAGCUUCGACGCCGGCCAGCUCGACCGCAUCACGAGGUCGUCCAUGGUCUCAGAGCACGAGCAUGGCCUGGGCGCAUCGGGCCUGCGCCGCAUUCGCCAGCAGCCACCCCGCCCGCUGCCCACCGCCCAGCGAAGCGCCUCGCUGAACUUUGGCACCCCGCCGGCCUCGCGACAGCCCUCCGACCCCGCGCCCGCCGCGCCCUCUGCGCCAGGAUCCCCGACCCUUGCCUUUGGCGAAGACCUCACCCGCUUCCCCUCCGAGUCGCUGCACUCCUUCUCCUUUGCAACCCAGUCGGACGACUUCAUACACAACCGCCAGAAUGUGCUGAAGCGCUCCAUCGACUUCAUGCGCGACCGCCUGGGCUGGGCCGCCACCAACCCCGGCAUCGCCAACGCCCAAGCCAAGCUCAGCGGGGAUCUCGAGGUCCAGAGCAUGAUGGAGCUGCUGCAGAGAGCGAACCUGAUUGGCCAGGAUGGCACGGGAGCGCAUGGCCUCGGAGCCCUUGGCCCCCUCACCGGCCCUGCAGACGUCUCGGGCGAGAACCUGUUCGACAAGAGCUUCGACGUCAGGCCGUCUGCGAGCCCGGAGAGCAUGCCCGAGCCCUCACGCCUGCCCGCGCACCGCCCUGCCUCCACCGACUUCAACAGCAGCGACGAGCAGGAAGCACUCGGCCGUUCCCUGUCCGACCUGAGCUCCGACCCACUCAGCCCCACGGCUACAAACACCUCCCUACCCCCGCUGCCGCCCAAGCGUGCGGCUCUGAAGCGUACAUUCACCGACGUCGCCCCGCUCACCAUACAGAGCCAACUUCACGAUGCGCUGGCGAAACCUUACUUGGUCGGAGACCAGCUUCCCACCAGCUCGCUCUUCUCGCCAACCUCCAUCCCCUCACUCCCCCCGAGCUUCCACACCGUCCAAGGUCCUCUGUCUGCCGGCCCGGCGCCUCACGGCCACGGAACUCGACAUGCGGCAGCUGCGCAGGCCAUCUUCACCACCGAAGCACAGCCGCCGUGGACCAUCACCUCUGCCAACGAUUUGGCGUGCUUGGUGUUUGGCGUGACAAGGGCUGAGGUCCGCAAACUGGGCAUCCUAGAAGUCGUCCGCGAGGAUCGACGGUCGUGGCUGGAGGGCAAGCUGAAGAACCCAGACGUGGGCUCCAAGGCGCAGGCCGCUGCACUGGCGCCGACAACGAAUCUCAAAGUCGGUAGUGGUCUGACAGCGCGACUGCUGAGCAAGCCUCCAUCCCGGUCAACAGCUGCGCGGAAAGCAAAGACAGAUGAUGGCAGCGGGUCGUCGUACUACAACGCCAAGAAGACCGGAAAGCUCAACCACGAGUCCAAGGGGUCGAGAGGCGUGCUGCUCUGCGGUGAUGUGAUCCCAAUACAGAAGCGCAACGGCGCCACCGGUGCAGCGAGCUUGUGGGUGAAGGAGAAGCGUGGCGGGCUGAUCUGGGUGCUGGAGGAGAUAGCCGAGGACGUCGUGUUCAUCAACGUCGACGAAGUCGGCUGCGUUUCCAAGGGCUGGGGCGCGAUAGAUGCCGUCUUCGGGGGCGACCGGCUACGAAGAGGCAUGGACCUCACGCGCUUGAUACCCGGGAUACCGCGCCUCAAAGGCACCAACACUGGCGCGCUGGACUACGAGGAGAUUGCCAGCAUACGAAGCUACACAGCUCGCACAUCGAACAGCAUCAACAUUCCGGUCACGGUGGAAGCACUACCACACGAGCCCACCUUCCGCGUCUCCAGCUUCCCUCACAUUGCCGGUAUCAUCGUGCUCUCCUCCUCCGACCUCACCGUCACAAGCUCGAAUUCCGUCUUCUCAGAGGCGCUGUUUGGGCAGCCGCGACCCGAGAGCCUCCACGUGAGCAAGCUGAUACCCGCCUUCGAUAAGAUCCUGCACGUCAUGACCGAUGAAGACAAGAUCGAGCUGGUGGACGGCAUUGUCAUCCCAGAGCAUAGCUUCCGGCGCGCACGAGCUCUUCUCGCCAUGCGCGAAGGCAGCGCGGACGCAGCAGCCAUCUUCUUGCGGCCGAGCGGCCUUCCAGCCGUGCACCGCGACGGGUCGGAGAUUAUGGUCGACGUGCAGAUGAGGGUCGUCAAGAGCGACAAGCGUCCUCGAUUCGAUGAGCAUGUGAUUGAAGAAGAGGAUGGCUCCACUCGACCGCCAGACAAACCAGAACUAGUGUACGCUCUGUGGGUUACCUACUCUAGGCAACUGCACGCUGCAAACCACGGGGUCGGACCAGUCACGCCGCUUGUAUCGCGUCCAGGCACGCCACCUCACCAGCCGUCGCCUGGCCAGUCCAACCUCAUCCUCCCAGAGGAGCCCGAUUCCGACCACUCGAAAGCAAGCACUCCGCCUGUCUCGCUGCUGACACAGCAGUUGCAAGAAGCUGCCAAACCCUUGCCUCCGCUGGAGACACCCGCACACGCCAUGGCAGCAUCCGUACUGGCCAAGGAGGAUCCAGCUACGAAGAAGACGAUCAACGAUUUCAUCGUCCUCGAGGAGAUGGGCCAGGGCGCGUACGGGCAAGUUAAGCUCUGCCGGUACAAGAAGAACAGCAGCAAGAAGGUGGUCAUCAAGUUUGUCACGAAACGGCGCAUUCUCGUCGACACAUGGACUCGAGAUCGCAGGCUCGGAACCGUACCUCUAGAGAUCCACGUCCUCGACUUUCUGCGGAGAGACGGCUUCCAACACCCAAAUGUUGUCGAGAUGGCAGACUUCUUCGAAGACGACACCAACUACUACAUCGAAAUGAUUCCGCAUGGCCUCCCCGGCAUGGAUCUCUUCGACUACAUCGAGCUCCGCGUCAACAUGGAAGAGAAGGAGUGCCGCAAGAUCUUCGUCCAGGUCGCCGAGGCAGUGCACUUCCUGCACACCAAAGCCAAAGUCGUGCAUCGCGACAUCAAAGACGAAAACGUGGUGCUGGACGGCGAGGGCAACAUCAAGCUCAUCGACUUUGGCAGCGCGGCGUACAUCAAGAGCGGGCCUUUUGACGUCUUCGUCGGCACCAUCGACUACGCCGCCCCCGAGGUGCUCGCCGGCCGUGCCUACCGCGGCAAAGAGCAGGACGUGUGGGCCCUCGGCAUCUUGCUGUACACCAUCAUCUACAAAGAGAACCCCUUCUACUCGAUCGACGAGAUCAUGGACCACGACCUGCGCGUGCCGUGGGUGAUGAGCGAGGAGAGCAUUGACUUGAUCCGGCUGAUGCUGGACCGCGACGUCGAGAAGAGAAUCACAAUCAGCCAGGUGUUGGAGCAUCCGUGGUGCGCGGCAGGCAGCGUGGAAGUAGCAGCUUGA